Messenger RNA from Menidia menidia (Atlantic silverside), 1734 nucleotides. The record is from the annotation of a GenBank genome assembly. Lineage: Eukaryota; Metazoa; Chordata; Actinopteri; Atheriniformes; Atherinopsidae.
AUGGACUGGAGGGUGCUGGUGGUUCUUCUGUGGCUCGGCGGCUCGGGACUCUGGGCUCAACAGGUUGCAGAGCCUUCUGGGGACGUCCGGCUGGCCAGAGGUUCCCGCCGCUGCGCCGGGCGCCUGGAGGUCAAAGGUCGGGGGGUCUGGGAGCCAGUGUUGGGUAACUCUCACGGCGACGUGUGGAACCUGACCUCUGCGGCCGCGGCCUGCCGGCGUCUGAACUGCGGCGCCGUGGAGUCUUUAAGACGAGAUCGGAUUGAACCAGACUCCGACUCGGCGCCUUCAAUACUGAAAGAUUUUGGUUAUUUAGAUUCAAUCCUGGAUGAGUCUUUCACCAUAGAGAUCACCUGCUCAGGCAGGCUGGAGGUGAAGCUCGGCCAGUCCUGGUCCCCCGUGAGCGAAAAAGGGUUCGACCAGCGGGAAGCAGAGGUGGUCUGCAGGCAGAUUAACUGUGGGGCUCCAUCAGUCCAGCAGGGGGAGCUCUUCGGGGAAACGGAAACCCCCCAGUGGAGCGCAGAGUUCGAGUGUGGAGGAGGGGAAUCCGCUCUCCUGGACUGUGGCCAAACUGUGACCAACUCCUCUGGCGCUGCUGUGGAGCUCACCUGCUCAGACGACGACCGUCUCCGAUUGGCCGGUGGAGGCGGCAGGUGCGCCGGCAUACUGGAAAUGAGGCACUGGGACGAGUGGAAACCAGCCUUCACGGACCACUGGAUGCUGGAGUUUGCCGUUGAGGUUUGUCGGCAGCUGGACUGCGGAACCGCCGUUUCAACCAGGAAAAGAACGAACGCACAUCGAUACGUUUGGAAACUUGAUCCCGAGGGAGAUCAACCUGAUAUCCUGAAUUUUCCUAUAAAGCUCAGCUUUUCGUCUUUUUCCACAGAAGUCAACUGCUCAGACUCGGUGAGGCUGGUGAACGGGGCCGACCGGUGCUCAGGCCGGCUGGAGGUGAGGUCAGAGCAGUCCUGGUCCUCCGUGUGUGCGAAGGACUUCGACCGGCGGGACGCAGAGGUGGUCUGCAGGGAGGUGGGCUGUGGGCCUCCUCUGGCCCUGGAGGGGGCGCCUUAUGGGGAGGUGGGGGCCCCCAUGGGGGCCACAGAGUUCCACUGUGAGGGGCAGGAGUCCGGCCUCCGGGAUUACUCGGUCAGGCUGGUGAACGGGGCCGACCGGUGCUCAGGCCGGCUGGAGGUGAAGUCCGAGCAGUCCUGGUCCUCCGUGUGUGCGAAGGACUUCGACCGGCGGGACGCAGAGGUGGUCUGCAGGGAGGUGGGCUGUGGGCCUCCUCUGGCCCUGGAGGGGGCGCCUUAUGGAGAGGUGGGGGCCCCCAUGGGGGCCACAGAGUUCCACUGUGAGGGGCAGGAGUCCGGCCUCCGGGAUUGUAGGAGGUCAGCCCCGUUUAGGAGCAGCUGCCCAGUGGGAGAGGCUGCAGCACUCACCUGCUCAGAUGGUCUCCGGCUGGGGGGCGGGACCAGCCGCUGCCAGGGCGUGUUGGAGAUGGAGAACCGGGGACAGUGGCGGCCGGUGGCCGACCUGGACUUUGUGUGGGACCAGAACUGGACCGCCACCGUGUGCGGGAGGCUGGGCUGCGGUGUUGCCGUGGUAACGGUCGUGACGGACGACGCCGACGUGAGGCCGGUGUGGUGGGUGAAGGGGGGGUGCGUGCGGCCGGACGCCGGCCUGAGGGAGUGCCUGACCGGCUUCCAGGCAGGUUUUUAUGACCCUGGCAACAAAUAA